UCAGUAUUCUUUGUAAUGUUGGUCAAAAAUGUGGUAAAAAUUUGUUAUUAAAUGCAAUAUAAUUUUAUUAUUAAUUUGUUAUUUGAGUAAAGUAACUGUGAGUGUUUUCAAUUUUUUAUAAGUUUUAAAAGUUAUAAACUGGAAAGGAAAAUAUCUACAACAAGAAGAAAUUGUUCUUUGUUAAUCUAAUUUAAUAACUCGACAAACAAUUUGACCAUGGCAGAAGUUACUGCCAAAAAUGUUGAUAAUGCUUGCGAGACUGCCGAGGAGUUCACUCGUAUUUUUUACAAAGAAGUGGACAGCAGUCGACGCUUAACCUCAAAAUUAUAUCUGGAUACUGGUCUACUGGUCUGGAAUGGCAAUGGUAUUAAUGGCAGCGAUAAAAUACAGAAAUUCCUCAUGGACUUGCCUGCAAGCAACCAUGUUAUUAGGACAUUAGAUGCUCAACCAUUAUAUGAGAGUAUAUCAAAUAAAAUAACAUACCUGAUCCAGGCAUGUGGAGAUGUGACCUAUCAAAAUGACAAUAUCAAGAAACCAUUUCAACAAACAUUCUUAAUCGUAGCAGUUGAUGGAAAAUGGAAGAUUGCAACAGAUUGCUUCAGACUACAAGUGCCCUAUAGUAGUUAAUGAAGUGUCAGGAUUAUUCUUACUACUCAUCCAUGUAAACAUUCUCUUAAUGUAAAAUGUUUAUAAUUAAUUUGUACUAUUAGUUUCAACUUCAAAAUAAACUAGACGGUCACCAGCGAAUAUCUUUUAUUCUAUUAAACUGUAAUUUGGAAGAAUUUUAUAAAAAUCCAAUUCAUGUUUUCAAGGUAGUGGUCUAAUUCAAGAGUGGUAAGCAAAAUUUAUUGUAGUAUGUAACUUAGAAAUCAGGUUAAUUAUAAGAUUAUUGUAAUGCAUUUUAUUUCUAUUAAAAGUUUAUAACACUAUUUGCAAUCUGACUGUAAGUAUUGUUUAAAAUAAUAUUGUGGGAUUAAAAGUAUUCUUUGUAUUUAAUAUGAAUAGUUUAAUAAUUAAAUUAUACCUUGACAGAGCCAUGAUAUUUGGGUCUUCUUAUGUUAAGUUACAUUCAUUGUUUUGUUAUGGAGGAGUUUUAACUCUAGUUUAUUUAACUAUUUAUCUUAUUUUAUACAUUUUGAGUCAUAGUAAUAACACUGAGUUGUAAUGUAUAAUGCACAUAUGUGUAAUUUUCUCCUUCCCAGACACUCACCUUUCUACAUACAUUUUAUAAAGCAAGCUGCUUGACAACUGAAAUAUGUGAGAUAGAAGUAUCCAAGCAGAUAACUUUGUACAAAGUUAAUCUCAAUAGUUUAUUGUUUGAAAUUAAAAUAGUGUAAGUAAUAAACUAAUU
This is a messenger RNA of Achroia grisella, 1351 nucleotides long. RefSeq names its product NTF2-related export protein (gene Nxt1). The transcript has a single exon. Bases 217 to 627 code for a protein of 136 amino acids. Gene Ontology annotation, biological process: protein import into nucleus. Gene Ontology annotation, cellular component: nuclear pore central transport channel. Lineage: Eukaryota; Metazoa; Arthropoda; Insecta; Lepidoptera; Pyralidae. The record is from RefSeq and is a predicted model, not a curated record.